AAAGGUAAUGCUCUGAAGAAAUUAGAAGAACGGAUUUAGUCAUUUAACUUAAUUUAUAAUUAAACAACCACCAGCUUUUCCCUCUAAUAUUUAUUCCAUCUUAGCCCAAAUUUUUUUACGCAGCAGGCCCUGCUUCUCUGUCGUCCACCCUGCCACCUUCUUUUAUCUAUAUUUUCGGUUAAAACUCGAGCAAUGACUCGGCUAUUUCGAUCCAAAUCUUGCGGACUCGUGGGACUCACUGAGUUCAACCUGGACCCUGUGAGUCCAUUUUACCACAACAAGCACAACGACGAGGAGGAGGAAGAGGAAGAGGAAGAUGUAGAACUUGAGGACGAGGAUUUCGGUGACGAGGUUCUGGUCGACCCCAUCUCGACCACCACCCCGUUCAUAAGUCCGGGGUCGAGAACUGCUGCUGAAAAUAGUCAAGGUCGGCAACAGUGUCAUGGCGCUCAGUCUCCAAUACUGGAUAUUCUGGUCACUGCGCUGAGGAAGUCGCUGGUGACAUGUAGUGUGGAGAGGGAGGAUGUUUCUUCCAUGGAAAUUAGCUGCCCGACCGAAGUGAAGCAUGUUUCGCAUGUGACUUUUGAUAGGUUCAACGGCUUUCUGGGGUUGCCCUCUGAGCUUGAGCCUGAGCUUCCCAGGAGGGUGCCUAGCGCCAGUGCAAGUGUUUUUGGAGUGUCUGCAAAGUCGAUGCAGUGUUCAUAUGAUGCCAGAGGGAAUAGUGUUCCGACAAUUCUUCUUAUGAUGCAAAAGAGACUGUAUUCAGAAGGAGGCCUAAGAGCCGAAGGAAUAUUCCGCAUAAAUGCCGAGAAUAGCCAAGAAGAAAAUGUUCGAGACCAGCUAAACAGAGGUGUAGUGCCACUUGGAAUUGAUGUUCAUUGUUUAGCAGGCUUGAUAAAGGCAUGGCUUAGGGAACUUCCAACAGGGGUACUUGAUUCUGUCACACCAGAACAGGUGUUGCACUGUAAUACAGAGGAUGAUUGCGUUGAACUCUUAAAAUUACUACCUCCAACAGAAGCUGCUCUGCUUGACUGGGCCAUCAAUUUAAUGGCAGAUGUUGUGGAGCACGAACAGUCCAACAAGAUGAAUGCACGCAAUAUCGCCAUGGUUUUUGCACCCAACAUGACUCAGAUGGCAGAUCCUUUGACUGCAUUGAUCCAUGCAGUGCAAGUUAUGAACUUCCUUAAGACACUCAUUCUUAAGACCAUACGAGAAAGAGAGAAAUCAGUUGCCAAUGAUAGGCGGCUCUCUUCAUGUUCGUAUUUUCCCAGCCACAGUGAUGACCCAAUUGCUUCAAAUUUGGGCAGGGAAGCAUCAAGUGAGCAAUCUUCGGAUCCUUGUGCCACCUAUGGACGUAGCAAUAGUAGCUUCUUGAGGACUAACACUCUGAACAGGCUGGAAUCCGAGACUUUGGAGAAACUUUGGAGCUUUGAAAAGAAUAGUAAUGGGGAAGAGGAAUUUGAAUACAUGUCCAGUGACAACUCACCAACUAGUCAUGAAAUGGGAGCUUUAGAAAACGGAUGUAGAAGCGGAUAUGACUCCGGGGACUGGCUAAAUUUGAGAAAAGGCGUGCGAAAGCUAUGCAGGCAUCCGGUGUUCCAAUUGAAUAAGCCAGCUAAGAAGACUGAUCAAAGUCUUGGAAUUGUAAUUAAAUACUAGAGGAGGAGGAGGAGGAGAAGCUUGGGCUUAGAAUGGUUCUUAAUUUUCCUACCUUGGGUAGUUUGCAUGAUGUUGUUAAAAGCUCGUUUGUGUAACAUUGUAAUAGCAUAGAGAUCGAUGUCUGUGUUUUGUUCUGUAGUAAGAUCGACCUCGAUCUGCAGGUACUAACUAAAGCUAUAGCCUAAUCGACAGUGAUUUCCGAGGCGGGCUGCCUCACCUUGUAUGAUAUGUAAAGACUUUUGUUUCCUUUAUAACAAUGUCAAAGAUUUGAUGGAAA
Messenger RNA from Alnus glutinosa, 1936 nucleotides. Its product is annotated as rho GTPase-activating protein 3. Gene Ontology annotation, molecular function: GTPase activator activity. Gene Ontology annotation, biological process: signal transduction. NCBI's taxonomy places the organism in Eukaryota, Viridiplantae, Streptophyta, Magnoliopsida, Fagales, Betulaceae. Bases 193 to 1659 code for a protein of 488 amino acids. The transcript has 5 exons. The record is from RefSeq and is a predicted model, not a curated record.